AUAAAAAUACAUUUACCGAGUUGAUUGUUUACCGUCCAUAUUCAAACUGUUAGUACAGCCUUUUAAUCUCACCCAGAAUGCGUUUUAUUUAAAGUCAAAGAUAUUAGUACAAGUUUUUGGCCUUGAAGAGCAAAUAUUAAUACGCUUUCAGUCAGAAUGUCUAAUAGCUGUCGUCUGCUUUGUGGGUUUUUGAUGAGUUGUGUCGGCUGGAUUGGGAUUAUAAUCGCGACCUCCACAAAUGACUGGGUGCUGAGCUGUACAUACGGAGCGCACACAUGCAGGAAUAUGGACGAGCUGGAGACCAAAGGCUUGUGGACGGAAUGUGUCAUCUCUACUGCUCUCUAUCACUGCAUCCCUCUCAACCAGGUCCGCAAAAUACCAGCUUACAUCCAGACGUGUCGUGUUCUGAUGGUGUCUGCCUCUCUGCUCGGUCUGCCUGCUCUGGCUCUGUUGCUGUUGGCGAUGCCCUGCGUCAAACUCAGCCAGGAGACUGAAGGCACCAAACACAGACGCGCAGUUCAGGGAGGACUACUAAUACUCGUCAUAUCUCUAUGUGGGAUGGUGUCGACGGUGUGGUUCCCCAUCGGAAAGCUGGACGGCCUAAUGUCUUUUGGAUUCUCUCUGUAUGCUGGAUGGGUCGGUUCAGCGCUCUGUUUUUCCGGCUCUGUGAUGAUUUGUUGCUCAAGAGGCAACGGCCCAAGCGGGAAUCUUGAAUCCCGCCACUACUACUCAAACCACGAUGGAGUUACCAGCUCUGGCCCAAGCGAGAAUCCUGAACCCCGCUACUACUACUCAAACCACGAUGGAGUUACCAGCUCCGGUCCAAGCGAGAAUCCUGAACCCCGCUACUACUACUCAAACCAUGAUGGAGUUACGAGCUACGGCCCUGCUAUAAACAGCCAUGCCAAGAGCGCAUGUGUGAGAGACUCACUGGGAUAAAACAAAACUCGGCUCUUUACCUCAAGAUUCAGACACACAAGCUCAUACACACACGACACACAACAAAGAAGUAUGUGAAGAAUUAGUUUUCUACCACUAUGGAUUGACUGCAAACAUCUGAAGAUUUUGGAGGGAACACACUUUGCAGACGUUUGGAGGUGAAAGACUUUGUUCGAUAAGACAAAGAGAUGAAUCCAAAGGAAAAGACUUCUGAUUUUCCUGAGCAUGUUUAUUACACAGUAUUCAUUUUACUCGUAUAUUUAGUUUUUUUUUAGUAACUUCAUUUUAACAUUAU
Danio aesculapii is the source of this 1234-nucleotide messenger RNA. RefSeq names its product claudin 11b (gene cldn11b). The record is from RefSeq and is a predicted model, not a curated record. Gene Ontology annotation, molecular function: structural molecule activity. Gene Ontology annotation, biological process: bicellular tight junction assembly; cell adhesion. Gene Ontology annotation, cellular component: bicellular tight junction; plasma membrane. NCBI's taxonomy places the organism in Eukaryota, Metazoa, Chordata, Actinopteri, Cypriniformes, Danionidae.